Molecule: messenger RNA, 2054 nt
Organism: Cynoglossus semilaevis (tongue sole)
Lineage: Eukaryota; Metazoa; Chordata; Actinopteri; Pleuronectiformes; Cynoglossidae
Product: extracellular serine/threonine protein kinase FAM20C-like
Exons: 11
Coding region: 279-1898 (539 amino acids)
Biological process (GO): enamel mineralization; protein phosphorylation
Cellular component (GO): Golgi apparatus
Molecular function (GO): phosphotransferase activity, alcohol group as acceptor
Source: RefSeq, a predicted model, not a curated record
UCCAAAACAAACCCUCAGAGUGAGUCAACAGAACACCGCGAAGCAGAUUCCCUGGUUUUCAAAGUCAAAAUAGAAGAUAAACAGAUUGAUCCAUGUCAAGAUCACGCCGACCUGACAUCUCUGCGCUGCACUCCACCAGCAGAAGGACAGAAAUGUUCAAACAACUUGGUGCAGGCUGCCUGGAUUGCUGGGGCAGAUUAAAAUUCUUCGCUCGGCUACAACAAAAGCCAAUAAUUAAGUGUCGGAGCGAUUGAAUUGGGGAGGAACAUUGACCGGUGAUGUUGUGUAAGCGGCGUCGCACCAGGACAAUCUGUCUGUCCUUGGCCUGCAUCGCUAUUUUCCUCCAUCUCUUCCUGGCUCUGCUCUCUCUCUCCAUUUACCACCAGCCGUGUGACUCCCCACCGAUGACCAAGGUGCACACGUCAAAUCACCUGCCGUGCGCUCUCUCCAAACCAGCGGGGGCGUCUCCCGGUGCUGCUCAAGAAGAUGCUUCCAAUAAAGAGGGCAGUAAUGAGGGCAAAGGUCGUGUGCUAACAGCUUCUGCUUCACCCGGAGUCCACGGCAGAAUAGGCCAUAACGUUGACAACGGCAACAGAGUUGAACCUUGGGAGUCUGGGUUAGAGAAACUGAAGGCGCUGUUUGAACAUCCUCUGUACAAUUUGCCCCGCCCCCCCAUCUCUGAAGAAGACGUGCUGCUGAAAGUGAAACCAAAGGUCAAGGCUGUCGGGGAGAGCUCUCAGAUGUGGAUCAGUGCCAGCCGGGAAGACUACGAGGGUGAGCAGUGGAACAGCAGCAGCAGCACUCACCCUCCGUGGCUGAGCUUCCACCUGGGCAUCUCCCGCUGGCAGCUGUAUGGUCAGCGUGACCCCAGUGUGGAGGCAGUGAUGCAGCAGCUCGCCACAGAGCGCAUCGUCAGUGCAGUGCAGAAACCUGGAGGGACACAAUUGAAGCUGGUGAUGUCAUACCCCAACUACGGACAAGCCAUGUUGAAGCCCAUGAAGCAGGAGAGAGAUGAUGAAACCAACUACAACCUCUACUACUUCUCUGACUUGGAGAGGCACAAUGCCGAGAUCGCUGCUUUCCACCUUGACAGGAUUUUGGGCUACAGGAGAGUUCCCCCUGUCGUGGGGAGGCUGGUGGAUGUGAUAAAGGAGAUCAAAGAUAUCACCACUGACCGCAAGCUGGCCAAAACAUUCUUUACCUCCCCUGUGGGAAAUGUGUGUUUCUAUGGCCAGUGCUCUUACUACUGUUCUACAGAGCAUGCUGUGUGUGGUCGUCCCAAGAAACUGGAGGUCUCUUUGGCUGUCAUGCUGCCAGACCUGUCCCUGGCCACCCGGAGGAGCUGGAGAUCCCCGUGGAGACGGUCCUACAGCCGCAGCAAAAAAGCAAAUUGGGAGACAGAUCCUAACUACUGUUCCAGUGUGAAACAGAUCGCACCGUACAAUAAAGGAACAAGACUGGUGGAUUUCAUGGACAUGGUCAUACUGGACUAUUUGAUGAGUAACAUGGACAGACAUCACUAUGAGACAUUUGAGAAGUUUGGCAACAAUACUUUUCUGUUGCACCUUGACAAUGGUAGAGGCUUUGGUCGACACUCCAAAGAUGAACCUUCCAUCUUAGCUCCACUUAAACAGUGCUGCAGACUCCGUCGUUCCACAUGGCUUCGCCUUGUUCUCUUGUCUCUGCCUCAGUAUCGCCUCAGCGAUGUUGUGAGGGCCUCCCUCUCCCGUGAUCCCCUUCACAAGGUGGCUCCUCUGCUGUCGGAGCUCCACCUCGCGGCUCUCGAUCGUCGUUUGAAAACUGUCCUGGAGACUGUAGGUCACUGUCGAAAGCAACGGAGUGAUGGUGGCGCUGGUGGUGAGGUCUUCUUUGAUGACAUGGACACUUUCUCAAGGUAGAGAAGCCUCAGCACUUUGGUGAGAUGUCCAUUAUCAUUUUAACUGUUUUGGAGGUCAGGUGUGUUCAUUAAACAUAAUAUGUAGAGGAGAUUGCCUGAACUGUGUUGGUUUGAUCGACAGAUGACGAAAUUACAAUAAAUCUUCGCCCGAUGAAAA